This is a messenger RNA of Pan troglodytes (chimpanzee), 948 nucleotides long. It is a transcript of the gene OR4D11, whose product is annotated as olfactory receptor family 4 subfamily D member 11. The record is from RefSeq and is a predicted model, not a curated record. Gene Ontology annotation, cellular component: membrane. NCBI's taxonomy places the organism in Eukaryota, Metazoa, Chordata, Mammalia, Primates, Hominidae. Gene Ontology annotation, molecular function: G protein-coupled receptor activity; olfactory receptor activity. The transcript has a single exon. Gene Ontology annotation, biological process: G protein-coupled receptor signaling pathway. The coding region runs from base 1 to 948 and encodes 315 amino acids.
AUGGAGUUGGGAAAUGUCACCAGAGUAAAAGAAUUUAUAUUUCUGGGACUUACUCAAUCCCAAGACCAGAGUUUGGUCUUGUUUCUUUUUUUAUGUCUUGUGUACAUGACGACUCUGCUGGGAAACCUCCUCAUCAUGGUCACCGUGACCUGUGAGUCUCGCCUUCACACCCCCAUGUACUUCCUGCUCCGCAAUCUAGCCAUCCUUGACAUCUGCUUCUCCUCCACAACUGCUCCUAAAGUCUUGCUGGACCUUCUGUCAAAGAAAAAGACCAUAUCCUAUACAAGCUGCAUGACACAGAUAUUUCUCUUCCACCUCCUUGGUGGGGCAGACACUUUUUCUCUCUCUGUGAUGGCGUUUGACCACUACAUGGCCACCUCCAAGCCCCUGCACUAUGUGACCAUCAUGAGUAGAGGGCACAUCAUGAGUAGAUGCACUGCCCUCAUCUCUGCCUCCUGGAUGGGGGGCUUUGUCCACUCCAUCGUGCAGAUCUCCCUGUUGCUGCCUCUCCCUUUCUGUGGACCCAAUGUUCUUGACACUUUCUACUGUGAUGUCCCCCAGGUCCUCAAACUCGCUUGCACUGACGCUUUUGCUCUUGAGCUCUUGAUGAUUUCCAACAAUGGCCUGGUCACUACCCUGUGGUUUAUCUUCCUGCUCGUGUCCUACACAGUCAUCCUAAUGACGCUGAGGUCUCAGGCAGGAGGGGGCAGGAGGAAAGCCAUCUCCACUUGCACCUCCCACAUCACUGUGGUGACCCUGCAUUUCGUGCCCUGCAUCUAUGUCUAUGCCCGGCCCUUCACUGCCCUCCCCACAGAUAAGGCCAUCUCUGUCACCUUCACUGUCAUCUCCCCUCUGCUGAACCCUUUGAUCUACACUCUGAGGAACCAGGAAAUGAAGUCAGCCAUGAGAAGACUGAAGAGAAGCCUCGUGCCUUCUGAAAGGGAAUAG